AUGACGAAUCAAACUUCAACUAAUUCAUCAAAUGAUAUGAUAGCAACUCAACCUCAACAAACGGUUGAUAGCGAUCUGAUAUUAAAUCAAGGUAUUGUUUCAUUAUCAAUUAACAGUCCUGAACAACAGUAUAAUGAGGUCCAACGAAAACAAUUUAUUCAAAAACAACUUGUUUUAUUAUUACAUGCACACAAAUGUCAACAACGCGAAAACCAAACUAUUAAUGAUGAAAUAACACGCCCAAGUGCAUGUACAUUACCACAUUGUAGUACUAUGAAAAAUGUUUUACAACAUAUGAAAAAAUGUACUGAUCAUGAAACAUGUACUAUUCCUCAUUGCGUUACUUCACGUCAGAUUAUUUCACAUUGGAAACAAUGUAAUGAUUAUCAAUGUUCAGUUUGUCAACCAUUUAAAGCAUCAUCAACCUCAGCUCUAUUAAAUCAAACAACAAAUAAUAAUACUAAUACAAUAAAUGUACCAAUAACAAUCAAUAAAGAAUGGCAAAGACAUGUUACACAAGAGAUGCGUCAACAUCUUGUACAAAAAAUUAUAACAGAACUUCUACCAAUAACUAAUACGGGUGCUAUUCGUGAUACAAGUAUUAUUAAUUUAGCUGAUUAUGCUCGAUAUCUUGAAAAUGAAACGUUUGAAAUAGCUAAUAGUCAUGAAGAAUAUUUUCAUAAACUAGCUGAAAAAAUUUAUAAACUUCAAAAAGAAUUAGAUCUUAUCAAUUAA
This is a messenger RNA of Rotaria sp. Silwood2, 735 nucleotides long. The record is from the annotation of a GenBank genome assembly. Lineage: Eukaryota; Metazoa; Rotifera; Eurotatoria; Philodinida; Philodinidae.